AAUUUUAGGACUAAAUCCAUGUGGGAUAGAAAAUUUUAUGUUCAUAAGAAUUAUGGUUGGUCUGAGAAAGAGAUUAUAGAUGCUUUUCGGAAGUAUCCCUUGUUUAUGACUGUGUCUAAGGGGAAAAUUGUGAAAAUAAUGGAUUUUCUUACGAACAAAAUGGGAUUGCAGUCUUCAAUUAUUGCUAAGCGCCCUCUUGUGAUAACGCAAAGCUUGGAAAAGAGGAUUGUUCCGAGGGGUUUGUUCGCUCUAGAUUUGUUGUCAAAAGGUUUGGUUAAGAAGGAAUUUAACUUGGAGGCAUUGUUUGAGGAUUCAGAAAAGUUGUUCAUUGAGAAGUUUGUGAAUCGCUAUGAAGCAGAUGCUCUUGAGCUGUUAAAGUUAUAUCAAGAAAAGUUUGAUCUUUCAAAUAAACCGAAAGCUGGUACAUCCAAGCUGCAGAGAUUAUAGAAUGUCGACAAUAAGAUUCAGAUUUUCCUCCUCAUGUUAAUUUUAUAUAAUUGAAUUCAUUGAUGUGAAACUAGCUUCUGCUUUGGGUCUUGAAUAUUUGUAAUACAAAAUUGUUGUCUGUAGUCUUUUCUUCUGUUAGUGAAGUUUUAACUCGACCAUGUAUGCUUUGACACUUAACUAUGCCGGUAUAUCUCAUCUUACUGUCAUAAAGUGCAAUUGCAAAAUGAGCUUCUUAGUUGAUGUUUUCUUCUUUUUUAUGCAACUAUAACUUCUUGUUCAUUAUUUGUUUAGGAAUGGUUGAUGUUUGAGGAAUGAUACAUCAAAACUGUUCUUUUGAGUUUUUUUUUUUCUUUUGAGUUUCCUAUAAGCUGGGUAGGGAACAAACUAGAAGUUAGGAGAUUAUAGUGUUGAAUUAAUGGCGGAUACUUUGUGUCAACAUUUUUUCCGUCAUGUGAAAAACAUCCUUUAUAAG
This is a messenger RNA of Durio zibethinus, 919 nucleotides long. RefSeq lists its product as uncharacterized. Gene Ontology annotation, biological process: regulation of DNA-templated transcription. The record is from RefSeq and is a predicted model, not a curated record. Gene Ontology annotation, molecular function: double-stranded DNA binding. NCBI's taxonomy places the organism in Eukaryota, Viridiplantae, Streptophyta, Magnoliopsida, Malvales, Malvaceae.